AUGGAUCCAGAGGAAUUUGUAUUACUUGCAGUUCAACAUUAUUACAUAAUUCAUGGCAAAGAUGUUGAACCCGACAAAAUGAAACAAGUGAUACAAGAUAUUCUACCAUCAUCUUAUAUUAUACCGCAAAGUGGCGAUGGUAAAAUAGUAACUAAAAAAGGUAAAGCUGCAAUCAACGAAAAACAACUCGAUAGUAUGGUAGAACUUGCUGUUACAAAGGAUGCUGACUUUAAACGCGUUAUUAAACGACUCAAACAAAAAUUUAAAGGACGCGAUCAAGUAAAACGAGAAAUUAAAAAAGAUGUUAUUUUAUAUGCUCAAAAUAAAUGGCCCAUUACAUUUUCACGUGUGUUCGAAAUACAAAUGCUUUCAGGUCCAUUGGUUGAUGAAAUUCCAUUUGGAAAUAUUUCUGUUGGACGAGAUAAAAUUCGUUUUUAUGCUUCUGAUACAUUUAUAUUAUUAUCUGAACUUAACUAUUCAGAAGUCACAGAAAUUAUUGGUGAUCACGAUCCAGUUUUGAAUUAUCAUCAUUAUACUUUACAAACAGUCUACGGCGAUUAUACAUUUACAUUGCCAAUGGGUGCUGAUCUUGGAAUUUUACUUAAUCUUAUUCACAAAAAUUUGAAAGAAAAAUCAACACUAGCUAUCGCACAGAAAGAUUAUAAGCCUACAAAACGUGGUGGUGGUAAAUUAGAAUUACUUCGUGGUGAUAUUAUUGUUCUUGAUAGUGAAAGCAAAAAUAAUGUUGCAGCAGGCGUGAUGACAGGUGUGAACGAUCGAACAAACCGUGAAGGCGAAUUUCCAGUCGAUAUUGUCUAUAUUAUACCAUGUACAAGUAAACCCGAAUCAAAAGUUUUGCGCGGUCUUGUUUUACAUGUUAUGAAACGUGCAGUUGAUUUGAAUCAAGAUAUUGAACAACAAGAUCACGUUAAUUUGCAUACAUUGGAAGCUUAUGCUCAGAAAUACUUCCGCUCAAGAAAAACAACAGCUUGGUAUUAUGAAGCAACUGAAAUCAAAGGACCAUUAUUGCAUCGUUUUGAUGGACAAGUUGAACUUUCAGCCAAAGCUGUAUCAAUGUUUCGUGCUAUGAUGGCAUAUGCCAUGAUGACACCAGUAGAAAGAAAAAAAAUCACACAAAGCGAUUUGGAUAGCAUUUUUGAUUAUGCAUUCGAGAAAAAUAAAGCAUUGAAAGAAGAAUUGUACUGUCAAUUGGUAAAACAAUUAACAUUCUGUCCUGAUUUGAAAAUUGAAACACGCAUAUGGGAGUUACUUUGGCUUUUAACCGGUGUUCUUGUACCUGGAAAAAUUCUUUUCCAUCAUGUUACACUGUUUCUUCGUUCAAGCUCAAAUCCAGUCGCCUUAGAAUGUUAUAAUCGUAUUCAAAAAAUUCAAAGACAAGGCGAACGUGCUCGCGGUCCACAUGUGAUUGAAUGUAGCGCAAAUGUUAACCGUGUCAAAAUUCGUCAAUAUGUUUAUUUUCCAAAUGGUCUUGAACAAGAUUUUGUUGUUGAAUCAACAACAAAAGCAAGUGAAUUAGUUUCGAAUAUAUGUCGAGAGCUUAAAUUUGUUCCAUCAUCAGCAAAUGGACUUUCAUUAUAUUUAGAAUCAAACAAACAACCAGUUAGCAUUCCAAGUAAUACAUACUUUUUCGAUUUUCUAACGCAACUUCGUGGCCAUGACAAGAAAAAGCUUGAUUAUAAAAUUCAUUUUCGUCGUAAACUUUGGAUUGAUAUUAUACCUGGAGAUGACAAACAAGCAGAUUCUAUCGUUCAUUUCUAUCAAGAAAAGGAUAAUUAUAUGUUAGGCUUACAUAAAUUAGAAGUCGAAGAGGCAGCUAAUCUAGCUGCUUUAUUGGGCAGAGCGGAUCGUGGUAAAGGAGCACCUGAAGCAAAUUUGAGCAAUUUUGUUCCAGCCUAUUUGGUGAAAGCAACAUCACAAUCUGAUUGGGCGAAGAAAAUUUACGCAGCCACAGGUAAUCUUCGAGAUGUGAAUGAAGAAGAGGCGAAAGUCCGCUUUUUAAAACAUGUUGCUGCUUGGUCAACUUAUGGUACAACAAUGUAUCCAAUUAAGAACGACACUGAAAGUGAAUUUCCUGAAAAUAUCUAUAUUUGUAUUAAUCAAAAUGGUGUAGAAAUUGUAGAUGCAAAUACCAAAGAGUCUUUGUCUAAAUAUCCGUAUUAUAAUUUAAAUUAUAAUUCCAAUGCAAUUUCAAUCUUUCUCGAAGUACGCAUGGGACGUUCAUCGAAAAAGUAUACAUUCGAUACUGAAAUUGGUGAUAUUAUUGGAGAUUUAAUUGAUGACUAUAUGAAAAUAGCCGAAAAUGAAGGAAAACAAGAUGACUAA
Molecule: messenger RNA, 2343 nt
Organism: Rotaria socialis
Lineage: Eukaryota; Metazoa; Rotifera; Eurotatoria; Philodinida; Philodinidae
Source: the annotation of a GenBank genome assembly